Molecule: messenger RNA, 2975 nt
Organism: Etheostoma spectabile (orangethroat darter)
Lineage: Eukaryota; Metazoa; Chordata; Actinopteri; Perciformes; Percidae
Gene: inpp5ka
Product: inositol polyphosphate-5-phosphatase Ka
Exons: 13
Coding region: 364-2016 (550 amino acids)
Biological process (GO): negative regulation of glycogen biosynthetic process; negative regulation of peptidyl-serine phosphorylation; phosphatidylinositol dephosphorylation
Cellular component (GO): endoplasmic reticulum; cytoplasm; plasma membrane
Molecular function (GO): phosphatidylinositol-3,4,5-trisphosphate 5-phosphatase activity; inositol bisphosphate phosphatase activity; phosphatidylinositol-4,5-bisphosphate 5-phosphatase activity
Source: RefSeq, a predicted model, not a curated record
GCAAAGGGAAAGGAUUUUUGUGUUUACUGGUGCAAGUUGGUUUCCCAAUGUUUUAUUAAGCCUAAUGUUGAGGCAUUUUACAGAGAUUAUACACUCACUCAGUCAGUCACUCAGUCCAACUCUGGAGCACCUAAAUCCAUAAACUGGGACACAUUUCACUCAGCGGUUUGAUUCUACAGAAACAACCAAAACUUUGGACUGUUGUUAGAUUUCUUCUUUAAUUCCAAACGUACUUAAAAUUGUCACAUUUUAGAAUUUUUUUGUGGUGCACUGCCACUUUGUCCUUUCAUAUUUUGUCACUUCAACAACAUUCAGUUUUCAAGAAGACAGCGGACCUUACUGCAUUGAACACUUUAUGCCACAAUGGAUGAAAUCACUCGCUUGUUUGGCACCGUGGGACGCGUUCGCUCUGACAGCCUUUCCAGCAAUGCCACGCAGUCUACAGGCAGCAAACUGGUUUUGCGCCAUCGGCUCAACCAGCUGAUGACGUGCAUGGACGACGUGGACCCCAAAAACGAGCUGCAUGAGGACAUGGUCAAGACUCUGGAUAAAGCCAUCCUCUUCUGUGGCAAGAGCGCCAACAAGCCAAAAAAAAACAGUUUCAGGCUACACAUGGUGACGUGGAACGUGGCCACAGCUGAUCCUCCCGAUGAUAUGACCUUGCUUCUCCAUCUGAAUUCCCCAAAGAGACCAGACCUCUACGUUAUUGGUUUGCAGGAGGUGUACUCAGGGCCAUUGAGGUUUGUGUCGGACACUAUAUUUGAUGACCCGUGGAGUAACCAGUUAAUGGCCACCUUAGCACCACGGAAAUACAUUAAGGUGUCAUCCAUCAGAAUGCAGGGUCUGCUGCUGCUCUUCUUCUCCAAACUGAAGCAUGUCCCCUUCAUCAGAGACAUUCAGGCCACAUACACACGCACAGGCAUUUAUGGUUACUGGGGUAACAAAGGCGGCGUGUCUGUCCGUCUGUCUUUCUAUGGCCACAUGCUCUGUUUCCUCAACUGUCACUUGGCUGCACACAUGAAGUACGCCACAGAGAGAGUGGAUGAGUUUGAGUACAUCAUGGAUACGCAGACCUUUGACUGCAAAAAGGCUUCAAGAAUUGUUGAUCACAGGCUGGUGUUCUGGUUUGGAGAUCUCAACUUCCGAAUUCAGGACCAUGGCAUGCACUUUCUCCGCUCCUGUAUCAAUAAUCAAACCUACAACCUGCUGUGGAGCAAAGACCAGUUGACCAUGAUGAAGAAGAACGAACAGAUGCUCCAGGAGUUUGAGGAAGGGCCUCUGGACUUUCAACCCACAUACAAGUUUGACUUAAACUCCGAUACUUAUGACAGCAGGCUCUACAGGACAUGGUUUGGCUUUAACGGCAAGAAGCGUAAACCUGCCUGGACCGACAGGAUUCUGUGGCGGCUACGACCCAGGGCCCCACCCUCUGACGAGCAAGAUAAAAACAGGGUUGGACCGGAUGCGAAGAAGGUUGGGCACCCGGAAGAGGAUGAGGAGUACCCGCUGAAGAUCAGGCAGGACUUGUACACCAGCAACAUGGAGUACGGCAUCAGUGACCACAAACCUGUCAUCAGUGUCUUCACACUGGAGCUGAGGAAGAUGUACGAGACUCCUCUGGUGCGUCUGCAGGCAGAGGGCGACUGGAGCGCAGACAUUGAUGCAAUGGUUCUGUACAGCCCUCUGCAGCCGUUCCCCUCCAGUACAUGGGACUGGAUCGGACUCUAUAAGGUUGGAUUCACCUGUGUGUCGGACUACAUCACCUACACGUGGGUCAAAGACGACGAAGUGGCCUUCAAUGAAGAAGUCAUACAGGUAUAUGUUAGUAAAGAGGAAAUCCCUGUGCGGGGAGGAGACUGUUUGCUGUGCUACUACAGUAGUAAUCUGCGGUGCAUUAUUGGAAUCAGUGAACCAUUCAAGGUCCAUGAGUCCAAGGUAGCCACUGAGGAGGGCUUGUUGCCUGAGAAGAUCAAUGGACUUGACAAAACCAUAGCGAGCGAAAACUUUUUGAACUGAUCUAUCAGUGCGGGAUGAUGUAGAAAUGGACCUGGAUUGUUGUUGGAUCGUUUCCUAACUUGUCACAAAAGGUGCCGAUUAGGAAUUGUUUCCUGUUAAUGCUGUUACACAUGCCCACUGACUUCUCUAACACUGCCGGUGUGGCCAUUAGUUACUUAAAUUUAUCUUUUCUCCCACUGGUCUCUGGGGUCACAUUUUUUAUAUGUUGACCAGAAUGGAAGGUCUGACUGAAAUCAAGCAAAGCAGAAGCUAUGAGCAAUCCUUCAUCAACUGACUUAAAACCUGAGAAUGUUAGCGUAGAACAAAGAAAUGCCGGCUUUGUGUCCCGGCUUAAAGCUUAAUAAAAUGACUAAGUUACUAUACUGUGUACAAGAUUGCUGUAUAAGAUAUGAUGAAGUUAUUUGAUUGGAUGUUAUGCGUUUGGUUAAUGAGGAAUUUGGUUGCUAGGUUAGACAUAUUGAUAAAACAGAAGGUGAAGUAUGUUCUGUACAGGCCUGCUGCUUUGUGUGAUCAAUCCUGUGCGUCAGUUGAUGAAAGGAAGCGCUCCUUUCAAAGCUGUGUUUUAGAAAAUCCAAAUAUUUGUCUCCAUGUUUUAAUGCUGGAUUUCAUGCUCUUAAGCUGGAACACUGAAUAUUUGAGUCUGGCUAGUUUGGAAGGGUGAAAACACCCUAGCCAAAAUUCACCGGACUGCUACGGUUAUAACAAGAAAAAGGGAAUUGCAAAACUAACAAAGCUCAUUGGCCAUUUUUAGUUUUUACAUUAAUUUGUUGUCAUUUUGCAGCGAAAUGAUUUACGCUCAAAUUUCAUUUUCCUUCCUUUCUUUUCUCUGUACAAAUGAAAUGUACGAGAGUCUGGUGUGUGUGUGUGUGUGUGUCAGACUACUUGUGGCUCAUUUUCAACUUGCAGUCCCAUUAGCCCACCUGCACUUUGCAGUUGUUGAAACAAUAUUCAUUCCCUUU